Molecule: messenger RNA, 756 nt
Organism: Phodopus roborovskii (desert hamster)
Lineage: Eukaryota; Metazoa; Chordata; Mammalia; Rodentia; Cricetidae
Gene: Hmgn1
Product: high mobility group nucleosome binding domain 1
Exons: 6
Coding region: 137-430 (97 amino acids)
Biological process (GO): chromatin organization
Cellular component (GO): nucleus; chromatin
Molecular function (GO): nucleosomal DNA binding
Source: RefSeq, a predicted model, not a curated record
GGCUCCAAUCCGGUUCCAUCCGGUUCUCCCACCGCCCCCGCGGCGGGUCGCAGCAUUUCGCGCGCGGUGGAGGCCAGGCAGCGCAGCUCCGCGACGGGUCCGGCAUCGCACGCGCCUCCCGCCCAGCGCCGCCACGAUGCCCAAGAGGAAGGUCAGCGCGGAUGGAGCGGCGAAGGCGGAGCCCAAGCGCCGCUCCGCGAGGCUGUCGGCCAAGCCCGCCCCUGCCAAGGUGGACGCGAAGCCAAAAAAGGCUGCGGGGAAGGAUAAAUCAUCAGACAAAAAGGUGCAAACAAAAGGGAAGCGGGGAGCAAAAGGCAAACAGGCCGAAGUGGCCGCCCAGCAAACCACAGACCUGCCUGCAGAGAACGGGGAAACGGAGAACCAGAGUCCAGCCUCUGAAGCAGAAGAGAAAGAAGCCAAGUCCGACUAACCAUCCAUCUUGUCUGUCAGUGGUCCCUGCCUCCCUUCUUGUACAAUCCAGAGGAAUAUUUUUAUCAACUAUUUUGUAAAUGCGAGUUUUUUAGUAGCUCUAGAAACAUUUUUAAAAGGUGAGAGGAAAUCUCACCUCAUCCCAUUUUUUAAGUGUAAAUGAUUUUUUUAAGAGGUUAAAUCAUUUGCUGGUUGUUUAUUUUUUGGUACAACCAGAAAAUAAAAUGCUGAAUCAGGAGAGGCUGUGACUGUCUCGGGGGUCACCAUAACAUUCCGUAGAGGGGGCUAGUUUUAUAUUCUACAGCAUAAAGCAUACUAAGUGGUAAA